GAAUGUUAAUAACUUAAUAGAGUCUACCAACAUGUCUGCUUUGCGGUAAACGAAAACAAUGUCUCUUUGUGACAGGCAUGUCUCAGACACAUAAAUUCUUACCUUCAUUUCCGCUUGUACCCGUAGGCAGAACAUGUGUUAGCAUUAUUUUAACAAAUAGGCGAGUACUUUAGGAACAGAAUUUAUCGAGCAAAGUUCGUUUCGAGCAAAACAGGAGGAUACCAAACCAGGUAGUUUUACAAACGUUACAAAUUUUGUUUCACGAAUUUAAAAUGGAUCGGGAUUUAAGUCAGCAACUGGUCAAGGACCAUCUAAGCAAUGGAACUGGACAAGAAACGUGGUUGAUCCCAUUCGGUGUAACUGUUGCACUAGCGCUGGGUGUAAUAGUUGUAAUGAUACUUCACCACUUCGUAAAGCAAUACAGGCGAAACCCGGAAACGGACGAGGAACGUAGUCAUCAAGGGUAUAAAGAAGCCACCACGGACAGCGAUGAAGGCAUCGCUUUCACAGCUGUUCGAGACGAAACUGAUUCCCGGAAUACUGUGCCCGUGCAAAUUGUGGGAUCCCAGGAACACAACAGUCGUUUGGUCGUUGAGAGCAGACGCGUCGAAGUUCAUUCUGGUUGGUCAGCUCCACCACCAGAUUAUAGCAAUGUACCAAACUUGUUGAACAUGCCAUCUUCCAAUUUAUAAUGUCACUAUGCUUGUGUUAGAACCGUUCUAUUGUAGCUGCUUUAAUCGUUGCACAUAGUUUGGUCCCCGAAUGCGUUAGGUUCAAAUUAGGGUCCAAAUUUAGGUUUUGGUGACCAGUUUCAGUGGUACGUUUUCCAUUUUUUAGCACAAGUUAAAAUUGCUUGAGGUAUAGUAUAUAGUUCUGUCAUAUUGUGUCGCACAAUGUACCACCCCUGAAAUUACUUCGAAACGCUUUUCGUAUUGUUUUAUCACUUUGCUAUAUUCAUCUUUAUUGUGCUUUUCAUUGUUUGUUAACAUUCUUAGUGCUAAUUUAUUUAUUUGAUUUGUGUUAUCUUGCUUUCGUCCCAUCGCUUAGUUAAUGCUGCGGUGUUGCCUAUAGGCUACAUACGAGAAACACGAUGAUACCACAAUAAACGCCAAUCUACGUAGUGUA
Messenger RNA from Ciona intestinalis (vase tunicate), 1125 nucleotides. The record is from RefSeq and is a predicted model, not a curated record. NCBI's taxonomy places the organism in Eukaryota, Metazoa, Chordata, Ascidiacea, Phlebobranchia, Cionidae.